Messenger RNA from Haemonchus placei, 2061 nucleotides. The record is from the annotation of a GenBank genome assembly. NCBI's taxonomy places the organism in Eukaryota, Metazoa, Nematoda, Chromadorea, Rhabditida, Trichostrongylidae.
AUGUCUAGCCUUUUAUUUCUGUUUCUAACCGUACUGCAGGUAUGGCUGGUGAGCUCAUGGAUGCCGAUGCUCCACCUUGGGCAUCCUAUGACAGCUAAGAAUGAGCUCAAUCUUACGGGUUUUGCGAGUCAAGGUGGAUUCGGUGGAAGAGAAGCUUACUUGAAGCAAAAACUCGAUCAUACCCAAGAAGUCAAGGAAUGGUCUCAACGCUACUUCUUCAACAAUCGAUAUUACCGAAAAGGCGGGAAUGUCGCUUUCUUGAUGCUGGGAGGAAUGGGAGUUCUGGACAUCGGAUGGGUGACCAAUGAGAAAAUUCCAUUCGUACAAAUGGCAAAAGAGAGAGGAGCUAUGAUGUUCGCUUUAGAGCAUCGCUUCUAUGGAAAGAGUCGUCCGACAGAUGAUCUUUCCGUGAAGAACCUCAAAUAUUUGACCAUUGAACAGGCAAUUGGGGAUAUCAAAACUUUCAUCAAAGCAAUGAAUAAAAAGCAUAAUCUCAAGGAUGCCAAAUGGAUCGUGUUUGGCGGAUCGUAUGCUGGUUCCCUAGCACUAUGGGCUCGAGAGAAAUAUAAGGAUGAAAAUCUAAUCGCUGGAGCAGUUGCAAGCUCGCCAAUUAUGAGGCCGAAGUUCGACUUCUGGGGAUGAGACCUCGUUUCUUGACUCCCGAUCUCCGAAAUGUACAGCUGCUUAAUUCGAUUCAGCUGAACAACUUCAUAUCAGCGGUACAAUUCAGAGGAGGCCCAUAUAUGCAAAAUGGUACCCACUCAUACAACCUGAAACAGCUAUGUGAAAUCAUGAACACUGAAACCAUCGAUCAACUAACUGCUCUGGAACGAGUCAGUAAUAUCAGAAAUCUACAAAGUAAGUACUUGAACGACAUGGGAAAAUACACACCAGUGGAUUUCGAUGCUCUAAUGAAGUACCUUCUUAAGAAAGAUUUCGAUGAGGAAGGUUGGGCAUCCGUUGAUCGUGCGACAUUAUGGCAGAGGUGUACAGAACUAGGAUCGUUCCCAACAACUGACGGUGCUAUAAAUAGCAUUUUCGGUUCGCUUGUCUCCAUAGAGGCACAAAUGUCGUGAUUGCCAAUGGCGGAUCCGACCCGUAUCACUUGUUAAGCAAACUUUCAUCAAGAGAUCCCACCGUUGUUACGUACCUUAUUGAGGGUGGUUCCCAUUGUGGUGAUAUGUUCCCCUUCGAAUUCAACAACUCACCCACUGCUGCACCAGGAACAAAGCUGAUUCAUCUGCUAACUGCUCAAAAUAUCGACAACUGGAUUUCGGGUGUUCCGAGUCCAUUCCACAUCGAUAAAAAAGAGCCAGAAAAACAGUUAGCGAAGCUAGAAGUAUCCGCGAUGCCCGCUAUGCCGCUUCCCUCUCCGUCUUCGAACGGAUUGAAAAACAGGUUUAGCGUUUUCAAAAGACAGUCCGCACAAGCUGUCGAAACUCAGCUAACACCCAGAGAAAUGGAUAUACUUCAGCGUGUGCGCCUGAGUAGGCCCCCACACGGAUUCGUCCCUAAUCUGGACACGGAUCAUUAGCCCUGUGGAUGCGUAAGCUCUUCCCUAAUCUCGUCCAUGGAGCUGUUGGUUCAUCGGCACCUCUUGAAGCGAAGCUGGACUACCAUGAAUAUUACCAAGUGGUCGAAGCAUCCAUCCGGGGAUACAGCGAGGAUUGUGCGUAUGCCAUAGGAGAGGGCUUCGAGGAUAUUCAUGAGAAAAUGCUUACGGAACGUGGAAGGGAAGAAAUAUCAAAAACAUUCAAGCUCAACCCUCCAUGGGAUGAUGUCUCCGAUGUUUUCGAAAUAGACAAGCAGUUCUUCUUCUGGAACCUUAUGGAGCAGUUUACGGCCGCCGUCCAGUACAGUGGAGAUAACACAGGGGGAUAUGCUGAUGGCCACGGAAUUCCGGAUUUGUGCAAAAUCAUGACCAACGAAAGUUGGACGCCCAUUGCAAGAAUCGCCCAGUUUAACGAAUACAUGACGAGAUUCUUCACGGUGAGCAUUUUAGUUAUUGCAUUUAUUGUUCUAAGCACUAUCUGCAAUAAAAAUCCCUUACUGAAAUUCUGA